Molecule: messenger RNA, 5053 nt
Organism: Chroicocephalus ridibundus (black-headed gull)
Lineage: Eukaryota; Metazoa; Chordata; Aves; Charadriiformes; Laridae
Gene: MGLL
Product: monoglyceride lipase
Exons: 8
Coding region: 301-1236 (311 amino acids)
Cellular component (GO): membrane
Molecular function (GO): monoacylglycerol lipase activity
Source: RefSeq, a predicted model, not a curated record
AAAGGGAAAAAAAAAAAAAAGUGAUGAAAUGAACAAGAAGUGGUGAAAUUACCCAAGCGACUUUUCCUCAGCGAGCGAGCGAGCCGGGGAGAGGAGCAGCGGCGAGCCCCGCACCAGCCCGCCCGCCCGCAGCACCGGAGCUGCCCGGGAGGGACCCAGCGGGCACCCACCGGGGACGGCGGGGGCUGCGCGGUUGGCGGAGUGCGAAUGCAUCGCCGCAGCGAGAUGCAAAAAGCCUUGCCUGCUUGCGUUUGACUUGGCGAUGCCGGCUCCUCACUAGAAUGCAAACCCUUGCACAGGAUGAAAACAGGUCAUUCUUCCAGAAUGCCAGAGGAAAGUUCGCCAAAGCGGAGUCCUCAAAACAUCCCGUACAAGGACCUGCCCCAUAUCAUCAAUGCUGAUGGGCAGUAUCUCUUCUGCAGGUAUUGGAAGCCAGCAGCGACUCCCAGGGCCCUCGUGUUUAUCGCUCAUGGCGCUGGGGAACACUGCGGCCGCUAUGAUGAAUUGGCCCAGAGGCUGACAGGACUUAACUUGUUUGUUUUUGCCCAUGACCAUGUUGGUCACGGGCAGAGCGAGGGUGAUCGUAUGGUUGUCUCAGAUUUCCACAUCUUCAUCAGGGACAGCUUGCAGCACAUUGAUCUCAUGAAGAAAGAGCACCCCGAGCUGCCCGUUCUCAUUCUGGGCCACUCCAUGGGGGGAGCCAUCUCCAUUCUGACAGCUAGUGAGAGACCCAGCGAGUUUUCAGGCAUGGUGUUAAUCUCUCCUUUAGUGGUAGCCAGCCCAGAAGUCGCCACUCCCAUCAAGGUUUUUGCAGCGAAAGUGCUCAACUUUGUUCUCCCAAACCUGUCCCUGGGAUCGAUAGAUGCGAACGCAAUUUCCCGGAACAAGAAGGAGAUGGAGUCUUACACAUCUGAUCCCCUGGUCUACCACGGUGGCAUGAAGGUCUCCUUUGUCAUCCAGCUGAUGAAUGCCAUUGCCAGAAUUGAGCGAGCUCUGCCCAAGCUGACUUUGCCCAUCCUGGUGCUACACGGCUCUUCCGACAAGCUCUGCGAUAUCAAAGGGUCCUAUUUACUGAUGGACACGGUGCAGAGUCAGGACAAAACGCUCAAGGUGUAUGAGGAAGCCUAUCAUGCCCUCCACAAAGAGCUGCCUGAGGUCUCUACCUCUGUCUUCACAGAAAUACUAACAUGGAUUGGCCAGAAGGUCUCAGCAGCUGAGGAAACCAGCCAUACUUAAGAGCCAUUGGUUUUGCGGCUCUUACUGGGGUUUUCUGGGAAUCAAUGCUUUUCUUAAUAGCAGUCUCUCCGAAAAAGAUCUAAUGUGGAGGGACUCUUGGGAUAUUUUAUCGUGCACAGCGUCAGGGAGGGUGGGGGGAGAGGCACAGGGUGGGGCGUUACUUGCUGAUGUAAAUGGCCAUUGCCCUAAUCUGGGGAAGAAUUGAUAGCUGCGGGAGCAGCCCUCAAAGCUUUCCAGGUGGGGCGAUUUUACUGAAAUGCCCCUCACCCACCAGACUUCCCCCAUCACUUCCCCUUCUCUGCUUUCGCUGGGGUGACAGGGGUGUAUUUAUACUGCAAUAAUUUUUGGUAUGUUAAAGAAGUCAGUAUCUUCCACUUCAUGGUUUUGCUUCCGGGUGCAUAUAAUCCCUUCCCUGACCCCACCAUCCAGUACCUUAAAAGCCCUGGUCCUUGAGAGGAGAGCAGUAACGAAGGUGCUGGGUAACAAGGAGAAGCUAAGGAUGGAGCUGACAGCUCCCCGAAGGUGAAAGGCUGGUUUUCAAGGUCAGAUCCCUUCGGAUGCUGCCUUUAUCAGCAGGCCAGGCCAGGGGAGAGCAUAAAGAGCCUCCCCACCGCCCUGCGCGUCCUCUGCGAGUUUGCACUCGGGGAAAGCGUGUUGAACAGCUCUUUAAUUUUCAUCAUCAGAGCAGGAUCCCAAAGGGGAAAGGAAGAAUGUGGAAUCAAACCCACUUAGCACAUUAAUAAAUCCAUGCUUUUCCCAAUGCCAAACCCCAUCUCCUCUGCAAAACUAACUAUUCUGUAAAUAUUCCUAGGGGCUGCUUUUUUUUCCUUCCUUCCUUCCUUCCUUUUUUUUUUCAUUUGGAAUUAAUCACUUGCGCUACUGAAACUGAAAAGCAAAGUCAAAGUUAUAAGAGAAUAUAGUAAUAUAAUAUAUGAUGUAUAUAGAGGUGGCUGGGAGCUGGGGAAGAGAUUGGAGAAGAGUCUAAAGAAAGGGUUAAUUGUUCCUCCUCUUGGCAAGGAAUAAUGUUGUCCUGCCGGGAUCCAGUCCUCUCGCCAUAACUUUACAGUCAUAAUCUGUUGUUUUCCUUCAUCAGUUGGAAAAUGUCCUGAAAAUAAUGCUAGAGAGAAGUGCAGAGCAUCUGGUGGGUGGGGAUUAGCAGUGGGUGUCCUCAUGGUCCACCGGUUUCGCAGGAGACCCACAGCGUGGACAGAGAUCCCGUCCAAGCUCGUCCCAGUCUCCUCCUAACGAGCACAGCCACCUCUGGGGCAGAGCACUGAGCAGAGGGGCUGAGCUCGCCCCGUUAGCCAACGUGGGGAGCUGACGGCAGAGUAUAGGGUGCAGUCAUCCAUCCGACAUCUGCCUUGCUGCACUGGGGGCGUCCAGGGGCGCUGCUGUACAAGCUGCCACGGAGGAGCUCGUGGACUGGUCCAGUGGUGCAGACAAGCCAAAUCCGAGAGCUCCUGGGUGUCUGGUCACAGCAGGGCUAAAGGAAAGACUUAAGACCCGGUUAUGGAGCAGAGGCAUCGUAGCGAUACAGCAAAAGCAGCGUAGUGAUCACAGCGUAGCUGCGCGGGCCAAUUUGUCCAGGGUGAUGGCCCUAAUUAUGAAUACGCUUCUUGGCACUGGCCAAAGGGAGGGGUUUAACCUGCCCCUCUCCCACUAAUUUUGCAAGAAGCGUUCCCUGGAGGUGUUCAAGGCCAGGCUGGAUGGGGCUUUGAGCAACCUGGUCAAGUGGGAGGUAUCUCCCACGGCAGGGGGGGUGGAACUAGAUGAUCUUUAAGGUCCCUUCCAACCCAAGCCAUUCCAUGAUUUUAUGAAAAUGCCCGCAAAUGUUGCACUAUGAGAGAGUGGGGCAUCUCCCCCCAUGACAAACCAGCCCCCUUAUUGCCUUCCCUGGCAGCGGUGGGACCCAUCGCUACAUCUUCUGCCGCUGCCCCCAGGGCUGGAUCCCGCCUGUGACAGUCGCGGGAGGUCACCCACCUCUCUUCCCCUUGAAGCCGCUUCUGGCAAGAUUCAGGAAAGGGACCUUUGUGCAAUAACAGUCAGAAUCAGGGCUUGGUCCUGUUCAGCCCCAGCAGCGCGGAUGGAUGACGGAUGUGUGGGUGCAGGUUACGUCCGUGUAAUGGCCAUGAGGGCCCACGUCAGGAAAGCUCUUUUGUACAGGUUGAUCCAGGCACUUUCAUACUUGUGUUUUCUUGCCUCUAAAGAGAGGAACGAGCUGUAGUUCUCCCAGCAACACUACUUUUUGAUUCAUUAUUCCAGUGCAAUCAGCUGUUCCCACAGAGCCCUGCUAAACGGCUGGUGACGCUUGCUCUGGGGAGGGGGCGACGCACAGGUCGCCUGCUCUGUAUCUUCCAGCAGCCUGGCUUGCUGCGACUUCAUUUCCCCGAGCAAGAGCCCUCCCUGUCAGGUGCUGCUGGGGAAAGACAGCAAAAAGAGAAACACUACAGCGGUGACGAACCUCACCUGCUUCUUCAGCUGGAAGGGGAAUCAAGUAGGCGUGAUCCAGUGGUGACAGACGCUGCGGGGGUAGUGGCAAGAUGAUGAUUUAAGGAUGGGUUUUUUGAAAGCACUUUUCCCGAGGAAGUCAGGAGGAGCAAAUCAAUGCCCACAUUCUUUACAUCCUUUCCCAAACUGACAAGCACUUUGCGGGGGGGAGGGAAGUGACCCUCCAGCAGGAAGGUCAGAGCCCGUCUGCUCCCUCCAACCCGGCUUCAGGCAGAGGAAGGUCCGUGGUCAGUGCCUUUGAUAAAAUGUGUCCUUUCACCCAAGAAACAUCUGCAGCUCAGCGGAAAUAAAAGGAAACCAAUUACGUUGAUGUGGGGAAGGCUUGUCCCUCUCUCUGGCUAAGCUCAGCAAUGGCAUGUGGCCUGGGGAAGCUGUGUUUGAAAAUCAGGUUAACAAACAAAAAGUUGAAAGAACAACGACAGAAAAGCCAAAUAAGCCCCAGGCCCUGGCACAGCAGGGGCUGAGGGUUGCUGCCACCCUCAGCCCGUCUUCUGAAGAAUUAUCUUCUGAGGAAUUGAACAGAAAGAAACCUACCCCAAAAAAAAGCCCACCGCCAGGCGAUAGCUGGGGAGCGGGAGCUGCCCGUGCGCAGGCGGGGAGAUGGGUGCGGAGAGCCGGAGCAGGACCAGAUCCACCCCGCUCAGCCGAGAUGCUGAUGCGCGCCAGCUGUAGCUCAGCCCGAGCAUCCCAGCUCUGGCUGCUGCCGCUGAUCCCUUCCCCUGCCUGUAAGCUACUUUAUAUUGACCCAGUUAGGUUUCACCGUGCCCCAGAGGAGUUCUUCCUUCGCUGACCAGAUUAGUAACGAGCAGAGCUGCCGCCAGGGGAAACGUAAUUAAACUCUGCUUUCAAGUGGCAGGUACCAUUAGCAGGGAGCACAGCCGGCCUUACGAACGUUGCUGCGCGGAGCCGCACCAGAGACCGGUCUGCCUUUGAGAAUACGGUGGCUCUCACGACUGAGCAAUAGCAACGUGUAACUACUGUAUAUAUCGCCACCCGUAGCACUGAGAGACCGUUCCCCACGGCAUAACCCAUCCCAUUUUCUAUUUCGCCUGUUCUUUUUAUACCACACACCUUAGCACACUGCCGGCACAAACCCAUCGAGAACACACUUUUCCAAGUAACGUCUGAGCUUGUCUCUCUUGUUCCGUUGUGCUCCGGUUCAAUAAAAUACAUUUAUAUAUAUAUACACAUAUAUAAAAACAUAUAUACAUACACAUGUAUUUUCAGUGGGAAAAACCAUAUGCAAGUUUAGGAUUCUUAAAGGAAUACAAUGUAUAUUGCAACUAAUAAUAAAGUUAUGUUUUCUGAA